Molecule: messenger RNA, 913 nt
Organism: Purpureocillium takamizusanense
Lineage: Eukaryota; Fungi; Ascomycota; Sordariomycetes; Hypocreales; Ophiocordycipitaceae
Exons: 1
Coding region: 60-740 (226 amino acids)
Molecular function (GO): acyltransferase activity, transferring groups other than amino-acyl groups
Source: RefSeq, a predicted model, not a curated record
CUCUAGCUAUUCGGCUACGCCCAGCGCUCGCCAGCGACGCCCCCGCCGUUGUUGCCGCCAUGCUCGAUGCCUUCCGGGACAGCCUCUUCCAUCAGCGCUGCUUUCCGACCUCGGAUCCGGCGUCGCGUGAGUCGCUCGUGCGCUGGGUGGACAAGAACCUCGCGGACCCGGCGUCGCACAUGAUCAUUGCCGAGCGCGACAUCUCACCAGCACAUCCUCUACGCUCCGCACCGCCUGCGGGCACAGUAGCCGACGCCGACGCUCCUCCGCCGCCUGUUGCCGGCUUCGCCCGGUGGGUUCGGCGACCCACCCCGAGUACCGCCCCGGCCCCGGCCCCGGCCCCGGCCCGGGACUCAUCGCCGCCUCCGCCGCCACCGGCAGCUCCUGAGCCGCGCAUGGUCUUUACGCCCGACAUGUACCCGGCCGGCGGCGACGCAACGCUCGCGGCGCGCGUGUUCCAGGCCAACUACGACGCGCUCAUGCAGGCCACCUCGGGCCGGGACGCCUGGUUCCUCUCCAUGCUCGUGGUGCCGCGCGAGCAUCAGCGCCGCGGCGUCGGCACCGCGCUGCUGCGCUACGGGCUGGAGCGCGCCGACCGCGACGGCUGGGCGGCCUACGUCAACGCCUCGUCGGAGGGGAAGCCGCUGUACGACAAGAACGGCUUCGCGACGGUGGAGCGGUCCGAGUUUGGGGACAUUGUCGAGCACCACAUGCUGCGGGAGCCUGAGGGCAAAAGCUGAGAAGUCGUGUAUGCUUCGAGAGACGCCAGGAUGGGAUGAUGUGCUUCUGCGUUUAUACAGGUUUGGAAAUACACACGAGGGUGGGCUCCCAGAACUCUGCUUCGUGUAACUAUCUAUAAGAGUAGACGGUGUCUGACAACAUGACCUGAAUGGGGCAACAAUUCAUAGAUUGG